UCCACUGUGAGACAAAAGCAACCAGGCUGCCACUGGAGAGCUUGAAGGUUGUACAGUAAGUCAUUUCGCGUUGCUGGAAGAAUGUUUUAGGUGGGUCAACACUUUUAAAUUCUCAAGCCAUCAACAGGCAAUGUGUUGAAGAUGGAUCUUAGUUUGGAUGUCUGAUUUUACUGGCGAGAAUGAAUACUGUCAUUUUUAUUUUUCAUCUAGUCAUCAUAGCAGGCACUGCCUGGGGCUCCUUGGAAGAAACACGCCUGUUUAAAACUCUUUUCACUGGUUACAAUAAGGUUGUCCGACCUGUCAGUCAUUUCAAGGACAAAGUGAAUGUCACUGUGGGUCUUCAGCUCAUCCAGCUAAUCAGUGUGGAUGAGGUCAACCAGAUUGUCACCAGCAAUGUGCGACUGAAACAGAAAUGGAAAGAUGUGAACUUGCAGUGGAACCCAGAGGAUUACGGUGGAAUCAAAAAGAUCAGAGUUCCUUCCAGAGACAUUUGGCGUCCUGAUCUGGUUCUUUACAACAAUGCUGACGGUGACUUUGCCAUUGUUCAUGAGACCAAAGUGUUGCUGGAGCACACUGGAAUGAUCACAUGGAACCCACCCGCCAUCUUCAAGAGCUACUGUGAAAUUAUUGUGCUGCAUUUCCCCUUUGACCUCCAGAACUGCAGCAUGAAGCUGGGUACCUGGACCUAUGAUGGAAACUUGGUUGUCAUCGAUCCCGAAGGUGAUCGCCCAGAUCUGAGUAACUUUAUGGAAAGUGGAGAAUGGGUGAUGAAGGAUUUCCGUGGCUGGAAGCACUCGGUACCCUACACCUGCUGCCCAGACACCCCCUACCUAGACAUCACCUACCAUUUCCUCAUGUUGCGGCUUCCCCUGUACUUCAUCGUUAACGUUAUCAUCCCAUGCAUGCUCUUUUCCUUUCUGACUGGCCUUGUCUUCUAUCUUCCCACGGACUCUGGUGAGAAGAUGACUCUCAGCAUCUCUGUCCUGCUGUCUCUGACUGUGUUCCUGCUGGUGAUUGUCGAGCUGAUCCCGUCUACCUCCAGCGCUGUACCACUCAUUGGGAAGUACAUGCUCUUCACCAUGGUGUUUGUCAUUGCAUCCAUCAUCAUCACCGUCAUUGUUAUCAACACCCACCACCGCUCCCCGAGCAUGCAUACAAUGCCAGAGUGGGUCCGCAAGGUUUUUAUUGAAACCAUUCCCAACAUCAUGUUCUUCUCAACAAUGAAAUGCCCGGGGAAGGAAAAGAAGUUUAAAAACAGCUAUGGUGCUGAUUUUGAUAUCUCAGAUAUCUCUGGAAACCAGGUCUCUUCUGUUCCCUACUACUCACCCAUCACUAAGAAUCCUGAUGUGCUCAGUGCCAUUGAAGGGGUCAAAUACAUCGCAGAAACCAUGAAAUCAGAAGAGGAAUCCAACAGUGCUGCUGAGGAGUGGAAGUUUGUGGCCAUGGUGUUGGAUCACAUUCUGCUUUGUGUCUUUAUGGCUGUGUGUCUAAUUGGCACAUUGGGGGUGUUCGCAGGCCGCCUCAUUGAGCUGAGUAUGCUUUAAAGACUCACGCUUUGUGUUCUACCAGUUUGACUUCUCAGGUGAUCAGUUUCGCCUUAGUUUUUUGAAGCUACUCUACAGCUUAUUCUGCCUGUCUGUGGUUGUUUGUUUUUAGAGUGUGAACAAUUGUAUUCUGUAAGAACAUGUCAU
Messenger RNA from Archocentrus centrarchus (flier cichlid), 1691 nucleotides. Its product is annotated as acetylcholine receptor subunit alpha. Gene Ontology annotation, cellular component: postsynaptic membrane. Gene Ontology annotation, molecular function: acetylcholine-gated monoatomic cation-selective channel activity; transmembrane signaling receptor activity. The transcript is spliced from 9 exons. Gene Ontology annotation, biological process: monoatomic ion transmembrane transport. Lineage: Eukaryota; Metazoa; Chordata; Actinopteri; Cichliformes; Cichlidae. The record is from RefSeq and is a predicted model, not a curated record. The coding region runs from base 180 to 1544 and encodes 454 amino acids.